ACAUGUGCCCUUAAUUUCAUUGAAAAGGAGGAAGGCGGGAUAUGAGUGUCAAAAGCAACAUGCCUGUUUUAAAACUGAUUAUUUAGGUAGAACUUUGGCUGAAAACGAUAUAGUUCUCAAAUAUGGAUAGUAUCAACGCUAAGUACGUCUCACAGAAGAUCAGCAAGACUCGAUGGAGACCAGUCUCUUCUGCUUCGUUGCAGCAACCAGAAAUGUUUGCCACUGGUUCUUGGGACAACGAGGAUAAUAAAGUGUCGUUGUGGACUAUUGGUGACCAUGGAGUGGCUAGUAUGGAAGAUGAGUUCGAGGGAGAUCCCCAGUUACUUUGUGAAAUAAAACACGAAGGAGACGUCCUUGAUCUCCAAUUUUUAGAUGCAGAUAGACUAGUCACAGCAUCUUCAUCUGGGGCAGUGACCAUCUACCGGCAUCAUCAGAACAACCAGACCCUGUCUGUGGCUCACAGAUGGGACCGUGCCCAUCACUAUCCCUGCGAUAAUGCCCCGUGCACAGGAGUGGUCUGCAACAGCCCUGAGGUGGUGUCGGUUGGAGAGGACGGGAGGAUUAUACUUUUCCGAGCUGACCAGACUGGGGUAUUGCGCACUAUAGAAAAUGCAGACAGCAGCACAAUCCAUGCCGUUACAUUCCUGAGAACAGCUGAAGUUCUUACAGUGAACUCAAUUGGCCAACUUAAACUCUGGGACCUCAGGCAACAAAGCAAUGAACCUGCACAGAUCCUUGCCCUCACUGGCGACCGAGUUCCUCUCCACUGUGUGGACAGACACCCAAACCAACAGCACAUAGUGGCCACAGGAGGACAGGACGGCAUGCUGUGCAUCUGGGACGUCAGGCAGGGCAACAUGCCCUUCUCGCUCAUGGAGGCCCACUCAGCAGAAAUGUGGGAAGUCCACUUUCAUCCCUCCAACCCAGACCACUUGUUCACGUGCUCAGAGGAUGGAUCCCUGCUGCACUGGGAAACUUCCAGCAGCUCAGACACACCUUCAUUCCUGCAGAGUGGACGUAACACUAGCAUAAUAUCCCGCAGUGCAAUUGCCCCAGCGGGAGGAAACCAAUCAAUUAUCAGUGCGUGGCUUUCUGGAGACUCAGGCAAAGGCCACCUUGAAACAACCCAUAUGCUCCCUAGUCAGACCCUUUCUGUAAAUAGUUUAGAUGUGCUUGGCCAAUGCCUUGUAUGUGGGACUGAUGGAGAGGCAGUAUAUGUCAACAGACAGGUUCCAGUUUGAAAGUUAUCUUAAAGUAUUUUUUGUUUGUUUCUUUGUAUGUAUUGUUGUAACAUAUUGCUUACUCAUUACUUGUGAAGAUAUCUUUUCAUAUUUCCAGUUUUGGGUCAGGCAAUAUUUCUGUCAUUAUUUUCAGCUGAAAUAACCAUGGGCAACAGUAAAAUAAAAGCCGGAUUUGUCUUGUA
Messenger RNA from Alosa sapidissima (American shad), 1423 nucleotides. RefSeq names its product nucleoporin 43 (gene nup43). Bases 123 to 1241 code for a protein of 372 amino acids. The record is from RefSeq and is a predicted model, not a curated record. Gene Ontology annotation, cellular component: nuclear pore outer ring. Gene Ontology annotation, molecular function: protein binding. Lineage: Eukaryota; Metazoa; Chordata; Actinopteri; Clupeiformes; Clupeidae. The transcript has 8 exons.